Messenger RNA from Gallus gallus (chicken), 5802 nucleotides. RefSeq names its product WNT1 inducible signaling pathway protein 2 (gene WISP2). Gene Ontology annotation, biological process: signal transduction; cell adhesion. Bases 2477 to 4306 code for a protein of 609 amino acids. The transcript is spliced from 4 exons. The record is from RefSeq and is a predicted model, not a curated record. Gene Ontology annotation, cellular component: extracellular region; extracellular matrix. Gene Ontology annotation, molecular function: heparin binding; integrin binding. Lineage: Eukaryota; Metazoa; Chordata; Aves; Galliformes; Phasianidae.
UCACUGCCGCCUCCUCCUGCCACGUGCCGGGGACCGCAGAUGGCACCAGGAGGUGUCAGCUCUGGGUGGGCACGGGCAGGUGGCUCAGGACCUGCACUUGCCGCUCGGAGGAGCUUCCCCUUGGCUUUGGCCGUGCUGGGCUCCUCGCCCUGAGCUCGAGGACUGCGGUCAGCGAAGCGUUUGUGUUUCAUUCCCAGCGUUUGUGUUUCGCUCUGGGUGGCAGCAGUGUGGCAGACCGCAGCUCAGCGGGACCGCGUGCAGCAUCGCCGGGGAAGAGGCUCUCCUAACCCCAACCACACUGUGCUGGUUGUGCUUUCCAGCAAAAUCCCAGCACGGGGAGAACGGGAUCUCUCCAUGUGGACAGGGAAGCUCUGUGCCCAAGGGAGGAGACAGAGAAACUGUUGGAAAUGUGGUACGGAUGGCACGAGCUGCAGCCAAACUCAGCUUAAACACAGCCUGCAGCCGGGUGGUGGGUGAUGGCAGAGUACACAACACCACGUUCGGUGGUAUCCAUGGGAGAUGCCCCUCUCUGGGCUCAAUGCCCCUGCUGUGUUGGGCUGUGCUUCUGUUCCUGGAGUCUGCUUCCCAAGAACUGCCUCCUGAGAUGCUUCUCUGGGGCUCUGGUUGCUUGAAACAGAAGCAGAAGCCCUGGCCAGGAGCAGGGCGUGCAGAGCUGUGGGUCUGCCUGCUGUCACCAACCCUGCAUGACGCACGCAGACCCAGUGGCCAAACGCACCCUUUCUGCACGCCCCUCCCCAAAGACCCUCUCACCCAGAACACCUUGCCCAGCCGUGCUGGGUGCCCACCCAAACCCCCAUCCUAAAGGGGCUGCCGCGGCUCUCAUGCUGUGAUCAGAGCACGCAUUCCACCCAGCCCAGCUGCUGCGUGCUCUUAACGAACACUGAGACCCAUGUGGGGUGACCACCUCUCAUGCCUCACAGAGGAUGCUCGCUGGGGGCCGCAGGUUUGCAGCCCCCCCAAGAAGGUCCCUGCCCCACAGGCAGCCUGACAGCAGCAGCCCGGAGCCAAACAUCUUUUACCAAUCACGGCGCAUAGCUCGCAUUCUCGGCUGGUUUAUGAGCGUUUCAUCUCCUCGUAUUGAUCAGGGCUGGAGCCGAAGUAAUUACGUUCAUCAGAAAUAAUUUCCCCUGAUUUUGAGUCAUAUUUGAGUGGGUGCCCACCUCCCCCGCUCACCCCUGUCGGCACAGCAGCUCUCUACUCCCUGGUACAUACUUUCCGGGCGACAUCGCUGCUUUCAUAACCAUGGUGAGACCUGGAGGCUUGUUUUUCUCAGCUGGAUCCCACACACACACUGAAGGUUUCAGCUGUGCUGUUAUGGACUUGGCUGGGGACACGGACAGGAGGAGCUGGUUGAUGGGAAGCACACGUCUGGGAGAUGGCUCUGGCACUGGGAAGGGGAAGCUGGGAGCGGGGACCCUCUGCAGCACACCCCACCUAGACAAGGGCUGGAGAACAGAGCUUAUUUCAGCCUUAAACCACGUGAAAAACAGGGGUAGACAAAAAGAAUGAGCAAUGCGAUCAGGAAACACGAGUUAGCCCCGUGGAAAAUACUGAGGGUCUGGAACCAUGAGGUCAGGGUCUGGGUUUAUAUCUUGUCUGGGAGACAGAACUUCCAGUGAGACUGCAAAAGAAGCCUAUGUUUGGAGAUGCUUUGUACCAAAAAUAACCUCUCCGAGGCUCACAACACUCGAUACGUGAUGAUUCCUGACACUGUUUUCCAAAUAAUAAUGGGAAGAUUCAUCUGCCUGAGGCUUCCAGGCUCCAUCUUACAAAAUUCUUACUCUUCGGGUUAUCUGAAUGUUUAACUUAUGGGGACAGUUACGGAUGGCUCUCGUCUGGGCUUCAGCAGAGUCACUCUGAAUUGCUGCCCAUGUUUUGCGAUACCUAUUAAGAAGCAGCGUUGGCCCUUCACAACACAGCUGGAUGUUGUAGUGAUAAACCCCUCAAGUCUGAAUUAUGACCUUCUCCAUGAUUUUGGCUAACAGAGCCCAUUCUCAGUCGCCACAGCCCAUCGACUCCCCAGUGCAACCUCAGCUCCCUCCUCUCUGCAGGCUGUGAGUGGGACGGCCACCGCCACACAGCCCCACUUGUGGGGGUCCUCUGUGCCCAUCCCCAGCCCCCCCAUGGCAGCCCACAGAGGUCAGCGGUCCCAGCUGGAACCGAGGCUUUCUGGUGCCGCUGCCUGACCGUCAGGAGCUGGACGGCAGCCCGGAAUUCUUUUCUCACAAGUCACUUGGAUGGCCACCAGAUGGUAAAUACUUUUAGUCUAUCCUCGCCUGGGCUUGGGGUGGAUGCGGUGACCUCGAGGUAGAGGACUGCAUGGCUGCCCCUCACCGCGGCUGGUGGUCCCCCAGGGGAUGGAAGUGGCAGCCAUAAGCAGCCCUUUUAACCUCAGGGCUCCUGGCUGUCCUGAGCCGUCAGUAAGGAAAGGAAGAGGCUCAAGCGAAGGGGAGCGAUGGAGGGAGGGCAAGGUGUACGGCCAUUGCAGAGGGAUGCGAGUUCAGAUGAACAGGGAGAACAAAUGAGAGACUGGCAGUGCUGCUCACCAUGGCGUGUUAAAUGGCUCAGCUGCGAAGAUACACGGCUGCCUAAAAAAGUCAGUUUGCUGAUUGGGUUCCUUUAUUUCUAUAGAAACAGCAGAGCUUCCCAGGAGAUGUAUUUAGAUCCUUGCACCAACUGUUUUCUUGCACAACUGACCACAAAAAAAGAAACAACAAACCUGACAGUGAUACCACGGGAACCACAGGGCACAAACUGUGGGAUGAAUCCCAGCCAUGAAAUGACACGUGUGGUACAGAACACAUAUGGGGUACGUGGUGAGUCCAAAUCCACACUGUGUGCAUCCAACCCUGCACCCGCCUGCGUGCUGUCCUGCUGGGGGCUGCACAUUGCUCUCCUGCUCUUGCUGUGCCAUAGGAGCCAAGGAAAGAAGAGCACAUUUGGCACCCGCAGAGCUUGCCUGGCCAGUCCUGCACACUGGCAAGCAAAAGUGAAUCCCACAGAGCAGAGGGGCAGCAUCCUGCCCUCAGCUUUGGGAUUCCGUGCACUGUGGGUGACAUAUCCCUCUCCCAUAGCCGUGCCCUGGGGCAGUGUUAAAUACGGAGCUGGGUUCCCAGCCCUGCUCAGUCUUGGCAGUGUCCCAGGCUGGAUGUCAGGGGAACAGCCCCCCCUGCCCAUUCGCAGCCCAGCAGAGAGGUGCUGGCUCUGUCUGGCAGCCCAUGCUCGGCAGCCCCCCUCUGCCAUGCCCGUGCCAUUGGGGAUGUGUCCCUUGUCCCUUCCCUUCUCUUGCUCUCCCAGCAGACAGCACGCUCUCACCUUGAGGGGAGUGGAAAUGUCAGCUGGAAUGUGGGCUGGAAAAAAAAGAAAGCAAAUCUUGAGGCUCGUCCAAACCUACUCCUGUUUAUAUUGGAGCCUGGGAGUGACAUCAGAGCGGGGAGAGUAUAAACACCAGCAGGACCCACUCGGGGCUUUAAAGCCUGCAAACAUGAGGCUCCGGCUGGAGAAGCAGCUCCUCAUCCUCUCCCUGCUCUGCAUCCUCUCCAAGGUGUGCUCCCAGCUGUGCCGACGGCCGUGCUACUGCUCCCAGAUGCUGCCCCGCUGCCCACGCGGGUCCCCCCUGGUCCUGGAUGGCUGUGGCUGCUGCAGGAUCUGCGCCCGGCGCCUGGGAGAGCCCUGCGACUUUUUGCAUGUCUGCGACCGCAGCCAGGGGCUCAUCUGUGACUACAGCUCGGGGACAGGAGGCACCUGCAACUUUGAAGACAAUGAGGAGGGCUGUGAGGUGAAUGGGCGGCUGUACCGUGAUGGGGAGGUGUUCCAGCCCAGCUGCAAGCUGCAGUGCCGCUGCCUGGAUGGGGGCUUCACCUGCGUUCCACUCUGCCAGGAGGACGUCCGCCUGCCCACUCCAGACUGCCCCCACCCACGGCGUGUGGACAUCCCAGGGAAGUGCUGCCCUGAGUGGGUCUGCGAGGCCGGAGAGCAGCACCUCCUGCAGAGCACUGGGGCAGCCCGUGCAGUGCCGUACCCCUGCCAGCCGUGGGGCACAGAGUGGAGCGCCUGCUCGGCCACCUGCGGCGUGGGCUUCUCCACCCGCGUCUCCAACCAGAACCCCUACUGCCAGCUGGAGACACAGCGGCGGCUCUGCGUGCUCAGGCCCUGCCUGGCUCUGCCAGUGGCAUCCCCUGCGGUAAGCGAUGGUGAUGCCGACACCUCCAGGCAGCAGCUUGGAGUGGAAAUGGGACAUCCCAGCCAACAGCCCGUGCACUCCCCAUCAGCCCCCCAGCCAUGAGCAUCCGCUGUCCCCACAUCGCUCCGCUUUGCCUUUCCAGAGGGGAUGAGGAGGGUGUUUGCAGCCGUGCCCACCCUGGUUGUGUCCCGGAGCCAAUGUCCCGGCACAGAGGCUGGCACACGUCUGUGACACCGUGGUUUUGGAGGAGAUGGAAGACAUGUCCCUUGGGAAUCUGGGGAAGAACCGAUGGACUUCAGCUGCAGAGGAGGGUGGAAAUAGAGAACAAGAUCCCUACAACAUGCCUGUGUACUCUGCUGCCCCGGGCAGGGUUGCUGGGCAGCAGCGCCCAGUUGUAAGAGAUGGGGAAACCUUGCCCCAAGCACAAACCCACCUGAGAAAAGGGGACGUGGUCCUUUCCUGGAUCGGAGAGGCUUUUGGGAAGGGCUGAGCGAUGCUGCUGUGCCAAGCACCACACACACAGCUCUGCUCUGCAGAAUUAGCUCGCUAGCGGGAUGCCCCAUGUCCCCCACCCUGGGGGUGAGGGCUCACUGUCCCACCACACCCGGGCACGGCAGAGGUGUUUUCCUGGAGGCAGCUCCCAUCCACCUUCCCCACAUCCCUCCAGGACAAACAGAGCUCCCUGCUCCUCCUGGCCGCCCGCUCUCCAAAGCCCAGCGGUUUGGCAGGGCUCUGGCAGGCGAGCAGCUCAGACGGAGGAGGCACCAGACAUACCACCCCGCAUCCAAGCGCAUACCCCAAAAACUAAGGCCAGCAGAAAGGCAGGAGACGGGAAAACAAACAGCAGCGAUGAGCCCGACGGGCUGGAGCUGCUCCAAAGCGCAGAGCUGCGCAGGGGAGCAGAGCGGCGGUGAACGUUCAGGGGCCGUUCAGAAACGAAACCCAGAUGCCCUCUAACGGCCUCGCAGCGAUGCGCAGAGCGGGGCGAGAAGGGCGGCGAGCAGAGCAGGCGGGACCGUGCAUCUGAGCUGCGCGCCCCUGCAAUCAAAGCGCUGCGAACGUGAUUGCAGCGCGUUACCCUGGCUUGAGCAGCAGCAGAGCCCAGCAGGUGCUGGAAAUAAAUCAGUGUGAAGGGUGUUGUCACCUCUCUGGGGGAAAAAAUAAAGGAGAAAAUAGAAAAAAAAAAAAGGAGCCUUGCUGCUCAUGCAGUAAUACACCGUUUACAAAGAGAACUAUUUACUGACACCAACCAUUCAAUCAGUGGGACGGAGGGGAUGCAGGAGCCCCCAGCAGGCAGAAUGCAGCAUGGAGGAGCCGGCACCAUUGGCUUUCCUGCCUCUGUGGUGGCUGUGCCAAAAACAGCAGUGAUGUGAGGCUCACAGAGGCUUUAGAACCUACAGUGUUCCUCUGUUGACACGGGUGAGGCACGACCAGCGCACCAAACAUCCUGGGUUCAAGGAGGUUCUGGUUUCCUUCUGCUGAGACGUGGCCCCCCGUGCUGGCUCGGCCCAUCCCAGCCGCCUAAAGGUGAAAUCCUAAAGGUCACGUUUUAAGCAGCAACCUGCAAUCUGUAUCUCAAACAGAAAUGACUCAACGCA